UUCAAUUCCCCGCGAUGAGUAGGCGUGGUCUCAGCUUCGAGUCACCAGGCGUGGUUUAUUGUUGAAUUGAUCCAUGACUAAACUUUCCGCUGUCAGAAGAAGGAGAGGGAGAGAACGGUAGGAAGAAGAUAUAGCUAUAGCCAUGGCGUCGAAGAUACAGCGGCUGGUGAGCCAGGCGAGGGCUACGUUCAGAAAGGUCGGCGAGGAGCCGGCUUUCUCGGACGAGAUGAAGAAGCUAAAAGAAGUGAUUAACACCCUAACAUCAGAGGACUUCAACCUGUCCCCUAGCGUAGCUCGCAAGCAGUGGAACUAUCGGCCGUACGUGGUGGACUCUCCCUCGUCGUGUAUGGAGAUUUACCAGUGUCCCGAGUUCUCCAUCGGAAUAUUUCUCAUCAAACCACACAAACACAUGCCCUUCCACGACCAUCCCGGCAUGUACGGAGUCAUGAAGGUCCUGUUCAGCUCAAUGACAGUGACAUCAUACAGCAAACUAGAGGGGCAGGCCACGCCCACCCAGGGCAUCCCCGUCCGCUGUCGGUUUCUCUCUCAGUUGUCGCUGGACUCCAAAUCGGAGCCGUGCGUCCUGUACCCGGAGCAGGGCAACAUUCACCAGAUACAGGCAGGAGAGGAAGCAGUGGCGUUCAUAGACAUACUAGCUCCACCAUACAAUCCAAAGGAAGGACGAGACUGCAACUACUAUGAAAAGAUGGAAACUAAAGAAGAUGACAAACAGAAUAUAUCUCUAAUGCCAGGACCCAAUCCAUCCUGGUUUUCAUGUGUACCUCUGUCAUACAAUGGACCCUGUCCAAGUUAGUACCAGAGACUGUCAGUAGAUGAUGUUCUUGUGAUCCUUGUUGUAAGAAGGCCAAUAUUCUCGUUCCCGCUCUGGGAGUAGCAUUCUGUAUACAUUUUUCAAUUGAAAAUAAUGUUUGUUCUCUUUCUUUUUUGUCUCUUAAUUCUGGUUAUCCAAACUUUGACUAUGAACCUGUAAAUGAACCUCACACACACUUUGAACACAACAGUUUGUGCGGGUUAACCUCAGAGAGGCAAUGCUUGUCAAGUGGGUAACUUUUGUGCACAUGCACAGACUGUCCCACUGUUUUUCACA
Messenger RNA from Geodia barretti, 1108 nucleotides. Lineage: Eukaryota; Metazoa; Porifera; Demospongiae; Tetractinellida; Geodiidae. The record is from the annotation of a GenBank genome assembly.